Amphiprion ocellaris (clown anemonefish) is the source of this 1227-nucleotide messenger RNA. It is a transcript of the gene ufc1, whose product is annotated as ubiquitin-fold modifier conjugating enzyme 1. Gene Ontology annotation, biological process: protein K69-linked ufmylation. The record is from RefSeq and is a predicted model, not a curated record. Gene Ontology annotation, molecular function: UFM1 conjugating enzyme activity. The transcript has a single exon. NCBI's taxonomy places the organism in Eukaryota, Metazoa, Chordata, Actinopteri, Pomacentridae. Gene Ontology annotation, cellular component: cytoplasm. The coding region runs from base 122 to 637 and encodes 171 amino acids.
CAGCUUCCCGUUGUUGUGACCCGGGAAGUCCACGUCACUGUCAGAACCGGAGGGACCAGGACCGGACCGGCUCCGUCAGAACUCCGGUUUGACGGUUUAACUUCGUGACUGUUGACCCGAAAUGGCGGACGAGGCCACGCGCAGGGCCGUGUCGCAGAUCCCGCUGCUGAAGACGCACGCGGGGCCGCGGGACCGCGCGCUGUGGCCGCAGCGGCUGAAGGAGGAGUACCAGGCGCUGAUUCGGUUCGUGGAGCAGAACAAGGCGGCGGACAACGACUGGUUCCGCCUCGAGUCCAACGCGGACGGCACGCGCUGGACCGGCACCUGCUGGUUCGUGCACGAGCUGCUGCGCUACGAGUUCCGGCUGGAGUUCGACAUCCCGGUGACGUACCCGGACACGGCGCCCGAGGUGGCGGUACCGGAGCUGGACGGGAAGACCGCCAAGAUGUACCGGGGCGGCAGGAUCUGCCUCACCGAGCACUUCGCGCCGCUCUGGGCCCGGAACGCGCCGCGGUUCGGCCUGGCCCACCUCAUGGCUCUCGGACUCGGACCGUGGCUCGCCGUGGAGGUACCGGACCUGAUCGGUAAGGGGCUCGUGGUGCACAAGGAGCGGCCGCGCGAGGCAGCGGCGGAGUGACGUCACCGGACCGGACACCGGGACCGGAGGCUGGUGGACAGAACCAGAACUCUGUCAGAAUUACUGUCAACAUGAGACUGGUGGAGACUCAACAGACUAGUGCAGCAGGAACAUCUGACUGCGCAUGUGCAGUAAACUAGUUAAACCAACAGUGUGGGUCCACUGGAUGCAGAAUUAUAGUUCUGAACAUAGAAACAGUUUGAUGAACAGAGAUCUGUUAGAAAAACUCAGAUUAUGAACACCGCUAGAAUUAUUAAUGCUCUGUAAUAAACUACCCCAUUACUUUGUCAUAUUUAAUAAACUGUCAGAAAACCAGAACAUUCUGAUAUGAUAAAACCUGAACAGGUUGAGAAAGUAGUUCUGUGGAUCUCAGACUAAACUUUCAGUGACUUUAGUUCUCUCACAGUGAAAAGAUAAACGUCUCAGCCCUGAAAUAAACUAAAAAUGGUUCCAUGAGUUGUUCAGCAGCUCGUAUCUGAUCAUUUAUUUUAAUAAUUACAGUUUAUUUUGAUAAUUUUUGUGUUUGGGAGACAGAAAUGUUCUGUGGUCUGAGGACAAACUGUUGAAUAAUAAAGAGAACCUGUGACUCA